This is a messenger RNA of Exophiala spinifera, 1755 nucleotides long. RefSeq lists its product as uncharacterized. Gene Ontology annotation, molecular function: proteasome binding; protein binding; cysteine-type deubiquitinase activity. Bases 1 to 1755 code for a protein of 584 amino acids. The transcript has 2 exons. The record is from RefSeq and is a predicted model, not a curated record. Lineage: Eukaryota; Fungi; Ascomycota; Eurotiomycetes; Chaetothyriales; Herpotrichiellaceae. Gene Ontology annotation, biological process: proteasome-mediated ubiquitin-dependent protein catabolic process; regulation of proteasomal protein catabolic process; protein deubiquitination.
AUGGCGACCGUUCCAAUUGUCGUCAAACACCAAGGCAAAAAGUACAAUGUCGAUCUUGACACCACCGCCAAUGGCGAAAUGCUCAAGUUUCAGCUCUUUUCUCUGACCGGGGUCGAACCCGAACGGCAGUCUGUUUUAAUAAAAGGUGGAAAAUUGAAAGAUGACACCGAAUUGUCGAGGCUCAAUGCCAAACCUGGUCAGGUUUUCACGAUGCUGGGGACCGCUUCUUCGGAGGGCAGUUCGCUGGUAGCGCCAGUUGAGAAGCCUCGAUUCCUGGAAGACAUGACCGAGGCAGAGGCUGCUGCUCAAGAAGGUGCUACGCCAGCUGGACUCGAGAAUCUCGGCAAUACCUGCUAUCUCAAUUCCACCCUGCAGGUGUUACGAAGCAUACCAGAAAUGCAAGACGAAUUGCAAGCGUACAAACCAGAUUAUAGAAGUCCCCGCAAUAACGUCGAUGAAAUGAGAAGGCUUGGUCUCGGUGCUACAGGUGCCUCGAACGAUUUAACGGGACAGCUGCGAGAUCUUUACGGCCGCAUGUCGAAGACUCAACAGAGCCUUGCCCCUCUUACGUUCUGGACCGCUUUGCGAGUGAUCUAUCCUCAGUUCGCUCAAAAGGCCAAGAAUGGUGUUGGCUUUGCGCAGCAGGACGCUGAAGAAGCCUGGUCUCAGAUCAUCUUUCAGCUGCGACAGAGUCUCAAAAUCACAGACAAGAGUACUUCCGAUGAACAGGAGGCCACGAAGGAGGUUGCUUUUAUCGAUCGUUAUAUGGCAGGCUCUUUCCAUUCCUCGCUAGCCCCGCCAGCAGAAGCGGCAGAGAACGAACCUGUUAUCGAAGCCGAUGAUGUGUUCCUGAAGCUUGAUUGCCACAUCGACCAGUCUGUCAAUCACCUUCGAGAUGGUCUCUUGGCCGGCCUAACUGAAGAGAUUGAGAAGAACUCCCCGUCGCUCGGUCGCAAUGCCGUUUACACCAAGACAUCCAGAGUAUCACGAUUACCCAAAUACCUGACUGUGCAUUUUGUGCGCUUCUUUUGGAAAAAGGACGUCCUAAAGAAAGCUAAGAUCCUCAAGAAGGUCACGUUUCCGGAGGAAUUGGACACCGUGGAGUUCUGUACAGACGAUCUCAAGAAACGAUUGAUCCCUGUUCGUGACAAAGUCCGUGAGAUCAGAAAGGACGAACAGGACGUCGAGAGAGCGCGCAAGCGACAAAAGCUUCGGCAUAAGCAGGAGGAAGAUCGCAAGCACGACCAAGCUCUUCAAGAAAAAGAGGCAGCUCCCAUCGCCAAACUUCGAGAACAAAAAGAUAAGAAGCAGUCGAAAGAGAAAGAGCCGGAAGGAGGCGAGAUGGACGUCUAUAAAACCGAUGCCGAAUAUGAAGCCGAACGAGCAGCCUCCAUCAAGCAGGCAAAGAAGGAGCUUUAUGCUCUUAUCGAUCAACAACUUGCAGAUGAUGUCGGUGCCAACAAAUCCGGAUUGUACGAGUUGAGGGGUGUCAUCACACAUCAAGGUGCAAGCGCUGACAGUGGACACUACACCAGCUUCGUCAAGAAGUCUGGCAAGCUUGUCGACGACGCGAAGGCACCUGGCGGCAAGCGCUUGGAAGAGGAUGGAAAAUGGUGGUGGUUCAAUGAUGACAAAGUCAGCGAGGUUGAUACUGAACGGGUCAUGGGGCUUUCCGGUGGUGGAGAAGGUGCAUCUGCCCUCAUUCUACUGUACAAAGCCAUCGACUUGCCGACCAGGGAUGAGAUUGAGGAAUGA